This is a messenger RNA of Cylicostephanus goldi, 759 nucleotides long. The record is from the annotation of a GenBank genome assembly. Lineage: Eukaryota; Metazoa; Nematoda; Chromadorea; Rhabditida; Strongylidae.
GUUUUACGAUACCCGGGAGAGACAUGGAAAUCUUGUGAAGGGAGCAUGCGGUCUCCAAAAUCUCGGCAAUACUUGCUUCAUGGCUUCAGCUCUCCAGUGCCUUUCGAAUGUCCCAGAACUCACAGAGUAUUUUUUAUCCAAUCGCUAUAUUGCGGAUAUUAACGAGAGAAAUCCACUUGGCACUCAUGGAGAGUUGGCCAGAGCUUACGGUGAUCUUCUGCAUAGCAUGUGGUCCGGAGAGAAUUCGAGCGUUAUGCCUCGUAAAGUCAAGGUAUUCCACAUCUUUUUCCCUUUUCUGGUGUAUCGCCUUGAAGUAAUGUUGAUUGCCUUUGUCAUGCUUCCAUCACAACCUUUUAUGACGAUCGGUCAAUUCGCUCCAAGAUUCAGCGGCUAUGCCCAGCAGGAUUCGCAAGAGUUGCUAGCUUACGUCUUAGAUGGCUUACACGAAGAUUUGAAUAGAAUAAAAGUGAAGCCUUAUGUCCCAGAUGAUGAAGCAUUGGAAAGAUUGGAGGAACACGAGCAAGCUGAAAAGUCGUGGUUGGCUUAUAAAGCUCGUAAUGAUAGCAUCAUUGUUGACCUUGUUCACGGACAACUAAAAUCAACCCUAGUAUGCCCGGUGUGCGCUAAAGUCAGUAUAAAAUUCGACCCGUUUUGCUUCUUAUCGUUACCACUUCCACCGAAAGAAAAAGUUAGGCAGAUCGUCACGUUGAUAUUUAAUACGAAGAGGCGAUGGGCAAAGGUGAAUUUUGGUUCUUGAUG